AUGGCAUCUUUCUCCAAUUUCGAUGAGAAAACCUCGUUGAUAAAUUAAUGUGUCAAGACUUUGCAAGUAGACAGUUUAAGCUUCACAUUUUUAGAUAGCUCCCUCCAGGAGAACAUAAAGUGAUUUAACUCUACUGUUGCAAUUGGUUGAAGCUAUUACAUUUUUUAAAAAUCUCCAAUCUCAGAAUCCUGACAUCGUCCUUAGAUGUAUGUCAGUACUAAGUUACAAGACUGUAAAAAAAGAAGAAGUAAAUAUAAUUUAUAAAUUUUAGAUAUUGUUUCAUGUUGGGGAUCAAGGGUCCCUCUUCUACAUCAUUCUGAAAGGAUCCGUGGGAGUUUUCAUAUUGUUGCCUAGUCCUGACGAUUCCAAAAGGUUUGAAUUGAAGGAAGUGAACAUAUUAAAAGCUGGGAAUAGUUUUGGAGAAUUGGCUCUUUUGAAUGAUAAUGCAAAACGAACUGCAACCAUAAUAGCAAAAGAAGACUGUAUGCUUGCAGUUAUGGAGAAACAUCAUUUCAAGGCAAUUUUAGGUGCUUAGGAGUAACAAAAAGUUCAAGACAGGAUAGCUUUCUUGUGUUCUGUAAUUAUGGGGUUUAUUUAUCUUAAAUUAUAGUUUCCAUUUCUAUAGUCUUGGUCAUUCAGGGAAAUUAAAACAUUUAGUUAUCAUUUUGAACCAAUUUAAAUAACAUUAAAUUAGGCAGUGAUCAAACAGAAUGAUUACUGUUCCAAUUUUUACAUAGUGAGAGAAGGGUAAGAUAUCGAUUAUGUUAUUUAGAAAGUAAUUUUGAAGUAACAUAUACAUUAAAUGAUGCGCACAAAUUAAAGGGAGUAUUUUCAACUCACAGCAUGUGAAUUUUAUAAAUAAAUUUAGAUGUGUAUUGGGACCUGGAGAGUUUUUCGGAGAAGAAGCCUUCUUAAUGGAUGACGGCAAGACUUUUAUAUUAAAACUAUUUAACGUAUUUUCGGUAAGGUGGUCAAGAGUGAAAUGUUCUGUGAUUUGUAGAAGUCAAUGUGGUUAAAUAUUAAGAAUAAGUAGGGAAGACAUAAUUAAGUAAUGAAUCUGUGUAAUAUAUUGCAGGAGGUUUUGGGAUGAAAAAACACAAACAGUUUUUGUUUCAUUGUUGUAGUCCAUUCAUCAAUUUAGAUUGAAUAAGAUGAGAUAUUACGAACAGAUAGCAGAUGAUAAAUUAAAAUAACUUAAUGGUCAAGAAGGGUUUGAUUAAUUUGUUAAGCCUACUUUCAAAGUGAAGGUGAGGAACAAUUGUGCAUUGAUAAGGCGAGAAACCCAAAUGGAUAAGUCUGAUAUGGUAUUUGAAUGCUUGUUAUAUUGUAGGAAUUCUAAUUUUAUAAGAGGUAGGAGAAGAAGGCCUUUGAAUAGUUUAAGAAGUUAUUCAAGGACAGAAAUUGCUCUUAUGCUUAGGUUAAGACAUUCUUCGAUUAGAAGACGAUUGGAUCUCAGAAUUAUAUAGAUCGAGAUUCAUAUUUUAAGUUGUUCUUUAGAUUUCCUUCAUAAUUGAAGAACAGUGAGAUUUCUUAGAAUUUAAGUCAACAGCAACCGAGCACUGCAAGGACUCAUUAUAGAUUGACCACGUAGCCCAAGGAAGAACAUGAGAGGAGUGCUCAUUGUUAAACUAAGUUGAGGACACAACGAAUGCUGUAGAAGUUGAAAGUGAGUGAGACAUAACCAAAGAGCAAGACAGUUCACAGUAGCUACAGUCCUUUGAAUGUUCAGAGACUUGAGCUGAGAAGAUUUGGGACUCAGAGUUACUUAUAAUUGAAAUGA
Molecule: messenger RNA, 1780 nt
Organism: Paramecium octaurelia
Lineage: Eukaryota; Ciliophora; Oligohymenophorea; Peniculida; Parameciidae
Source: the annotation of a GenBank genome assembly